Cotesia glomerata is the source of this 2264-nucleotide messenger RNA. RefSeq lists its product as uncharacterized. The record is from RefSeq and is a predicted model, not a curated record. The transcript is spliced from 4 exons. The coding region runs from base 52 to 1644 and encodes 530 amino acids. Lineage: Eukaryota; Metazoa; Arthropoda; Insecta; Hymenoptera; Braconidae.
UUAAAAGAAGACUAAUGUUUUGUUAAUUGUUAAAAUAUUUUAAACAUAAGUAUGAAUCGUUUACCAGUUAUGCUACUUUUUGUGUUUUUCAAUAGUGUUGAAUGCAUCGAAAAUCUUCACCCUGUGUCAAAUCGGUCUCAAGUGUCUGAACUUUUUCUUCCCGGAUUGAAUUCAACUGACGUUAAGCUCAAUGUUGCAAAUAACAGUGUAUCUUCAAAAAAAGUUUUUAAAUCAUCGGUAGCUGAAAAGGACAGUGAUUUUCGACCUAGUGAGCAUUUGGGUGCAAUAGAACCUGAAGAAGUGCCAACGAGUACAGUUGGAAACAGAAUAAAAUUUCCAUUAGCAACGGCCAGCUCGUUAUCAUCAAAGUCUGGGAUUUCUCGUAGAAAAAUAGUUCCCCACGAGAGUCCAGUGAAAGCUAAAACCGUGGUGUCUCUCCAACCGCCGGCAAAGCAGCAGAUCAAGUUUAUUUACGAUUACCAGAGAAAGCAGAAUGACCAACAGCCGCAACCGGACAGCGCUGGUGUUCCUAUCGCUUCUGAAGCUGAAGAUGAUGCUAACUCGUACCAUGAAAUUCAGGGUGAAGGUUACGUGGUUGUACAUCCUCCAGCACCGAUGGAAGAUGUCAAUUUGAGUCACAGUCAGUCCGGUCAGGAAAUUUCUUCUCAAGAUAAUCCAGACAAGAAUCAAGCAAACCAAGAACCUCAGUAUGUUGUAAAUCACAGUCCUGAUCAAGAAGUAAACAAUCACCAGUUGGAUCAAGAAACGACCAGGAGUCCAGAAAUUUCUUACCAUCAAUCUUUUGCAGACAGUGAUGAAAGACACCCGAAUUGGAAUAAUAAUCAUCACAGUCACUAUCAUUACAGUCUGCCAGAGCCGACUUUGGAGGUGAAUUAUCCGAAACAAACUCAACAUGCUGUAGCGGAUCCACCGUAUCACUAUCAGUAUCAGUACGCUGUUCCUGAAAGUACUGGGUUAGAAAAGCCGGAAAUGAAUCCUUACUAUCAUCAGUACUAUCUGCAGAAUCCUGGAUAUAUGCAUCCGGAAGUCGUAAUUGAUAAGCCGGAGGCUGUCGUUUACUUGAGUUCACACCGUGAGACCUCAUUUACCCGGACUCGAAAGUUUCCUUAUAAAUAUUACCACCCCCAGGAGCAGGCUACAGAAGUACAUUAUCCGAAUCACGGAUACGGAUAUGCCAUAGCGCCACAGCAGAAACAAAUUUCACCUUGGAACAAGAUUAUUCAUCUGAUCGGUGCCUUUUUACCUCUUGGGCUUCUUAUUGCUGCACUUAAACCACCCAAUACCGUUAAGAUUGAUGGCAAUACUUCGCAGCCAAAUAUUGUAUUAUCGAAAUUGCGGGCCAUUCAUCUUCCACUUGAGCAUAAAACAUCGCUAGAAAGUUUCGAUGAAGAAGAGGAUUACAAAGAAAAUAAAAAUAAAUAUGCCGAUUAUGAUUACAAUAAAACAUGCGAGGAUAAAUCAAUAUGCGAAAUUAUAUUACGUGGAGCUGAUAAAAGUACUGAUUUACUCAGUAGUCUUCUUUGGAAUUUAACUAUCAAGUCAACUGAAGAAGCAAAAAGUAAUGAGUUGGAAGAAAUAGUUGCCGCAGUAAAAAAAAAAGAUUGUAGUUUUAUAAAAUGCUAAAAAAGGAAACAAACAAAUGAAGAAAAAAAAAAAGUUGUCGAUAGAAUUUUUAUUGACUUAAUUUCUAGGAGUGUCACCAAAUGUGGAAUUUCGUAAAUUGCUUUUCUAAAUUACUGUAAAAACAAACAUUAUAUGAUUGUACUAGUAAGUUUGUGUGUGAAAAUACAAGUCUAUGGUAUAAAAUAGUAGUCAAGGAAAAAAAAGAAGUUAGAUAAAGUUAAACUAAAAGUGUUAAAUAGUAAAAACCCUUUUAUGUCCUAUUCAUUUCUCUUUUAUCAUACUUACUCUUUCUUUCUCAUACUUUUAUCUCUUUUUUAUCUUAGUUAUUUUUUAAUCUUAUUUUUUUCUGUUGGCUCGAGCGCCAGUGAAAGUAGUUGCAAGUGGGUCAGACUUGUGUGCCAGUGUGGCCUGAGAAUUCGUUCUCACUUAUCCGCAUCGCAAGACGAGCUCGAUUAUCCCAUCUCGCUGGUGUAUUAGUGUAUAUAAACAUAUUUAAAUAUAUAUGUGUAUAAAUACACUUGUGACCUCUCAAGAUGAGACCGGAAGUCCAGGUCAAAUACUAAUUAUUUCUCACCUUACUCUCUGAUAAUCGAUUUCAUUAUUCCAUUAAGUAAUUAUUU